UUUUUUUUUACAUUGACAACUUUGAAUCCAUUCUGUAUAUCCAUUCGUUUUUCUUCCUUUUUUGAUGGAAUACUUUGGAAAACUAUUCUCUUCAGUUCAUACUUUCUAUAAUGAACUGAAUCCUGCUACUUUAUCUGGUGCCAUUGAUAUCAUUGUAGUAGAACAACCCGAUGGUCAAUUAUCUUGUUCUCCUUUCCAUGUACGUUUUGGUAAACUCUCUGUUUUACGACCUCAAGAAAAAAAGGUUACCAUCAAAGUGAACGAUCAAGUUGUCCCUUAUAGUAUGAAAGUCGGUGAAGCUGGAGAGGCCUUUUUUGUUUUUGAAACAACUCAUCAUGUACCCGAAGAAUAUCAGACAUCUCCAUUACUUGAUGCAUACAAUCAAGAAGAUAUGAAACCAGUGGAGGAUCCUCCUUUUUUGGAUAUUGGUCAAUCAAACCAUCAUACCGAAGAAUCUAUAGAUACCACCAACAAGGUUACAUUAGAUGAUGAAUUUGAAGAGGAUGAAAAACAUGAUAAUGGACAACCUAUGGAAUUACAAUCCCCAAAGAUGAUCAUUGAAGAACAAAUGGAUAAGGUGGUCACACAUUUAGACUCUUCAUAUCAUACCUCAGAUGACAUGUCACUCAAUCAUCUUCAAAAUACAAUCAACAAAUUGGAUAUACAACAGCAACAACAACAACCUAUCAAUGAUACUUAUCCUCAAAGCGAUGGCUCCACAAUUUUAGAACGUAUCAUGUCUGAACCUAUCUCAAGUUCAGCUAUUGCAAAGGAAACUUUUAUUGUCCGACCAGUAGGUGCUGGAAGCUUAUGGAUGGAAGUGACAAGAAAUAAUGACUCUUUACAGUCUCUGCAACAACAGCAACCACAACAAUCGGAACAGCAACAAUCGGAUCAUCAUCAUUUUCAGAAGAAAGACGAAAAUCAUGGAAAAACAACAGAUUCUACACAUUCAGCAUCAACAUCUUUGACUAAUCCAACAGAUGGCGACUCUAUAUUUUUGGAUAUGGCUGGAUACAAGACUCAGCAUGAUCAUGCUCAGGAAAACACAAACAUUCCUCCAGAAACAGAAACAAUAUCAUUGGACUUGAAAGAGAACAAAGUGAACAAGGAUGACUCUACGAAACAAGAAACAUCUAUCAAUACAUGGGGAUGGGGACAAUCUUACAAAGGACAUCUAUCACCAUUGGAAGAUGAACCAGAGCAACACUGGAAACCUAGCGAUAUGGAUAAUGAAAUUCAAGUUAAACCUGGUCAAACUUAUCGGAUUGAAGUUAGUCUCUGUGGAUUUUCAGCUUUUGGUUUGGAAGAAGAAAAAAAUGCAUCAGUUUUCAGGCAACAUCAAAUAUCAUUUGACGACUUUGUUCAAAAUCCGAAUAUUCUGAACGACAAAAGUCUAGUAUUCAAACAUCAAGGUCGUUAUUAUGCUGCUGGUGGUUCUGGUCCUUUGUUUACAUCUCUUUUGGUAUUCCGGAAACCGAUGAAUGGUCUGUCUCAUUAUGAUGGUGAUCAAGGAACUAGUGAAAUGCAAAGCAAAGGUACUUAUACAUUCGGACGUGGUUGGCGGCAAUGGUUUAGUCGAUCCUCAGUUCAAUCAAUGGAAACAACAUCUAUGGAUGAUCGUACAACGAUGGACAAAAAGCCAGAAGAACAUAUUACCUCUCUCUUGACUGAUGGCGACGAUAAGCAUAGUAACUCAUAUCAUACUACAUUUACAACCACAACUAAAGCGACGGCAGUGGGAUUGACCAACAACAGUGAUGAUGAUCAAGUAUAUGAUAAAAAUAGAACGAAAACGGAUACAUGUUUACCGCCAAAACGACGCAACUACGCCAAGACUCUACGACUAGCGUCUGAUCAACUUAAGAGUCUCCCUCUAAAAAAAGGUGUGAAUACAAUUUCUUUUUCGGUGACAUCGUCAUACCAAGGUACUGCUACGUGUGUGGCUAAGCUAUUUUUAUGGGAUGCCAAUAUCAAAGUGGUGAUAUCAGAUAUCGAUGGGACUAUUACCAAAUCGGACGCUCUUGGACAUGUUUUUACAAUGAUUGGCAAGGAUUGGACCCACAAUGGUGUGGCGAAAUUAUAUACAGAUGUACACCGUAAUGGAUACCAAUUUUUAUAUCUCACCAGCCGUGCGAUUGGACAAGCAGAUUAUACUCGGGAUUAUUUGAAAGGUGUAGUACAAGAUGAUUAUCAACUCCCAGAUGGACCAGUACUCAUGUCCCCAGAUCGAUUAUUUACUUCCUUCCACCGCGAAGUGAUUAUUCGUAAACCUGAAAUGUUCAAGAUGGGAUGUCUUCGAGAUGUGCGACGAUUAUUUGGUGAUCAUGAUCCUUUCUAUGCUGGCUUUGGUAACCGUAUCACUGAUGGAAUCUCUUAUCGUAGCGUGGAUGUUCCAGCAAGUCGUAUCUUCACCAUUGAUCCUUAUGGAGAGGUCAAAUUGGAAUUACUUUUGGGCUUCAAGUCAUCUUAUGUGGAUCUCAAUGGAUUAGUGGAUCAAAUGUUUCCUCCUUUACACAAUGACCGCGAAGUAGAAGAUCAAACAUUUAAUGAUUGGAAUUUUUGGAAAGCGCCAUUACCAGAUAUAGAUUUGCCUGAAUUGGAACCUGUAUCCUCUCCUGCUACUUCAACAGCAACAGCAGGAAUAACAACAUCAACAACAACGACAACGACAACAACAACAACAACAACAACAAAUAUAACGGAAAUGGAUUCAAUAAAAACAAAAGGAUCAACAUCACCAGUACUUACCACUAGAUCUCCACCAUUCAAACCAAAGCCAAUCGUACCAGACAUAUCCACAUUACCUAAAGAAUCUGUGAUCGAUGUCUCUAGUCCAACCAGACAAAAACGUGGUAUAUUACGUCGAUUCACCUCUCGAUCCUCAUUACAAUCCAACUCAUCAGCCGCUCCUACAAGUUCUUCUGUCUCCGCUAGUCCUUUGAUCACAGUUCACAAGAAGAAUAUACUGCUCAGUAAUAGUCAAUCAACACCUAAUCUUACUACCAACAACAAGUUAUCCGAUUUAAAGCAACAGCAACAGCGGAAUUUGUCUUUUGAAUUAUUGGAUGAUGAUACCUUUGAUGCGACCUUGGAUGCUUUGGAAGAUGAAAUAGAUAUGGAUUCUAUCCCCUUUAUUUAGAUAUAUAUAACUUCACAUUUGAUACCAUUUUGAUACACUUAUCCCCGGUUCUCUCAUUUCUUUUGUAUUAUUUUUAUUAUUUAUUAUUAUUAUUAAUUCAUUAUUAUUUAUUAUUAUAUAUUUUGAAUAAACUUACAUUGAUAGAG
Halteromyces radiatus is the source of this 3288-nucleotide messenger RNA. RefSeq names its product Lipin/Ned1/Smp2-domain-containing protein. The record is from RefSeq and is a predicted model, not a curated record. Lineage: Eukaryota; Fungi; Mucoromycota; Mucoromycetes; Mucorales; Cunninghamellaceae. Gene Ontology annotation, biological process: fatty acid catabolic process; triglyceride biosynthetic process. The coding region runs from base 392 to 3142 and encodes 916 amino acids. Gene Ontology annotation, molecular function: phosphatidate phosphatase activity. The transcript has 4 exons. Gene Ontology annotation, cellular component: nucleus.